AUGGUGGGAGGUGGGGAGCUGACUCCUUCCUGUAGUCCUAGACUGAGAGUUGCUGUGGACAUAAAUCCUAGGACCACCAACAGCCUAAAACUUAAGAAGCAGGUCCGUCUGAGUGAGGUGUGGGUUGCCUCCUGCCUAGAUGAAGUGACAGUGAAGAAGAUCUGCGCAGACACCUCCUUUGUGAUUGGUUGGCCUACAACCAACAGUGUGGUCACCUUCUGUUCCCCGGAAAUCAAGGAGCGCUGGUUUUCAGCUCUGCACCGUAACAUCCAAGAGCAGAAGCAGAAUGAUUUUCCAAAGAACAUGACUCUUAAGAUUCUGCUGAUGGAGGUUGAUGAACUCGCUUCAACUACUAUAAUAACUGUCACCAACACUGAGACCACCGAGAAGGUCAUUGGGAGGGCAGUGUAUCAGCUGGGACUUUCUGGCCAAACCAGUGAUUUCCUGCUGUGGGUGAAUUCAUCAAAGGAGGCCCUGUCUUAUCCACUCAUUGGCCAUGAGAGCCUAUACAGCAUUGCCCAAACCAACCUGCGCCAUACGCCCCAGCAUACCACCCUCAGGACCACUGAGGACUGCCCUGACCCCACAUCUCUCAACAAGGUGCCUGAGAAGAAACAGUAUAAAUUUAUAUUGAAGCACAAGAGUGAACUACCCAGUGUACUGGAAAGAGAACUUAGUGAGAAGAAAAGCCUGAAGAAAAGGAAAUCUCUGUUGUACUGGGCCCUGCAGAAAAAUGCAAGUCUAACCUUAGAAAGUUCCAUGGUGCAAUCACCAGAAGAAGAGCCUGAUCACAAGCUCUUUGGCCUGGAUCUAUCCACACUGUGCAGAUCAGGCUGCCUUCCCAAGCCUAUCAUGGACAUGCUGAUGCUCUUAUACAAGGAGGGUCCAACCACUCCUGGCAUUUUCCGCCGCUCAGCCAAUGCCAAAACUUGUAAGGAGAUAAAGGAGAAGCUGAAUUCUGGGGCCCCCGUAUCGAUGGCUGGAGAGUCAGUGUUCGUGUCUGCAUCUGUCUUGACUGAAUUCCUGCGCAACAUACCUGACAGCGUGCUGUCCUCAGGCAUGCAUAGCCAGUGGAUGACAGCCAUGCAGGGGCGCACUAAACAGCAGAAAGUCCAUUCUCUCCAGAGACUGGUAGCUCAGCUUCCUGAAGGCAAUCGCCUGCUGCUAAAGUACCUCUUUGGUGUCCUGGAUCACAUUGUGGCCAACUCUGAGGAGAACCAGAUGACAGCGUUCAACCUCGCUCUGUGUGUUGCACCCAACAUGCUGUGGUUGCCCAACCCUAAAAGACCAGAGGAUGAGAGCCGGAACAUGGGCAAGGUGACCCAGCUGGUUCAGUUCCUGAUUGAAAAUACUCCUGAAAUCUUUGGAGAAGAUAUCCCUGUGCUGUUACUGAGAGCUCAAGCUGAAAGUGCCAGUGGUGCUGAAGAUAAACCAGUGCUGAAGACCAUAAAAGGAUUUUAUGAGUUUCAGUUUCAGAAGGAUGGAGACAAAGAAGCAGAAGCCCAGAAGGAGGUUGAAGAGGAGGCCUUGUCUGUCCUGGAAGAGACACAGACCAAACCUGCCCAGGGGAAGAUCAAGAAUCAGGCCCAGUCCACAGAAGCACAGACUGAACUUGCCCAGGAAAAAGCCAAAGGACGAAUACAGCCUGUGAAAGCACAGGUUGAACCAGUUGAUGCAAAGGCCAUGCUGGCCCAGGUGCAGGCCAAGCUGGCCAAGGCAAAGGUGCAGCCAGCCAAGGCAAAGGCCAAGGCAAAAUCCAAGAUGACUGUGGCACUAGCUGAACCACUUGAGGUGCAGGCAAAGUCACCCAAGGCAAGAGUCAAGCUGGCUCUGGCACUUCCUGAACUGCCUGAGGUACCUACCAAAUCGCCCAAGGCAAAAGUCAAACUGGGCCUGGCACUGACUGAACCAGUUAAAGCACAGGCAAGGCCACCAAAGAUAAAGACCAAGAUAGCCCUGACACUGGCUGAACCAGCUGAGACACAACCUGAGUCAACCAAGGUGCAAGCUGAGCACACUGGGGUACGUUCUGAACUGUUGGAGGUACAAGCUGAAGCACAGGGCGAAGCAGACGAGGAGCAGGCUAAAGAGCCUGAUGAGCAAGCCUGGAAAGCUAAGGAGCAAGAAGAAGAGCAGACUGAGGCACACGUGGAAUCUGCCAAGAAGCAAGCAGAACCUGCUGGAGCACAGGCCAAACCAGCCCAGGAGCCGGCUAAGGAACAGGUAAUAACACAGGAUGAACCAGCUGAGAAGCACCCUGAACCUGCCAAGCAGCACACCAAACCAACUGAGAAGCAAUCCCAAACUGCCAAUGAACAGGCUGAGGUGCAGGCCGUGCAAUCUGGGAUGCAAAAUGAACUCACUGAGGUCUGUUCUGUACCAUCCCAGGUGCAGGCUGAGGCACAAGUCAAACUACCUGAAGUGCAGAAAGAAGUACAGGAUGAGCCAGCCAAAGAGCAAAUUGAGGCACAGGCCACACCAGGUCAGGAGCAGGUUGAGGUGCAGGCAGAAGCAGCUAAGGAGCAGGUGGAUGCAUGCAAGGAACAGGCCAAGCCAGCCAAAGAUCCAGCCAAACCAUGCAGGGAAGAAGCUGAGCCAGAGGAGGUGCAGGCAGAGGUGCAGGUUAAGAUGAGUGAAGUUCCAAAAAAGAAGCAGGCUGAAGCAGCCAAGAUUCAGGGUGAAGCAGAUAUGGUACAGACUGAGUUGGGUCAGGCACAGGCCAAGUCCACUAAAGAACAAGCCAAAGAGCUUGAAGCCCAAGUCAAGCCAGCUGAUGUACAGCAUAAACUGGGUGAACCAUCCAAGGUACAGGCUGUGCCAGCGAGCACUGCCCUCUCACCAUCAGAAUGCAUGGUUCGCCCCAAGGAAUCAAGCCAAGCACGAAAACACAAACAUUUACAUUGUUCUCACCCCCCAGGUCAGGGCAAAAAUGAGCAUCUCGUCAUUAGAGAUGAGUCUGAGGCACCAAAUAGUCUCCUCCAAGAAGAGGUAGAUGAAACAGGCCAAGGAGCCCUCGCAGGCACCUGCUCAGAAAGCAGAGCAAGAGAGAGCCCAAGUCGAUGCCUGCGUUCAGGGUUUGCCUUGUUCCGCUCUGCUACCCAAUGGUGGCCUUCUAAGCGAUCUAAAAUCACAGCUGACCAUAAGGACCUUUAGAGGGGCUAACAGUCCAUUUUCUCCUUAGAAUGAGUAGCUUGGGGGAGAGCCCCAUCAUAGUCUACUCCCACUACCUAAAUAAUUUAGGAGGGCUAAAACAACCAUUUUACUCCAAUCUUCCUUUGAAUUUCAUCCUUUUCCCUCCACACUGCCUUCUGUCCCCCAGUGCCCCACUUAUAUUACCAUUUACAUUCCCCAGCCACCUGCCCACUCACUCCCUACCUACCCAAUCCAGGAAAUUUGGGAUUAUCCUUCAUGAACACCUGGAGCACACCCUUGUCUUUAUUGGUUGUCAUCUUCCCCCAAGUGGCUGAUGACAUUUAACUUCAGUGAUUUGGUCAAACCAAUGCAAGGAAUGAGAAUAGGAAAGAAACAGAAGUCAUUUUCCCCUCUUGUGACCUCUUUCCCCCAAAACCUAUCAUCACCCCAAAACCACUUUGAACUUCCCAGGGACCCUUUACCACAUAUGUAACCUGAACUUCAAAGAAAUCCAUUCUGAUUCACAUCUCAUUUUCAUGACUUUAUAUAUAUUUAAAAAAUCAAUCAACUCCUCUCAAGUACCCUUUCCUGUUAGCUCACUUUCCAUGGUCAGCUCAGGAACCAGUACAGGUGCACUCUCCUCACAAAUGAGACCUCACUUGUCCCAAAAUGAGCCUGACCAGUGCUCUCAAGGAUUUUGAUAUAUUGAUACCCCUUUUGACAAUUUAAACAUCAAGGGGGUCCCCAUCAUUUGAUCUUCACCAAUAGGUCCUGUUGAUGCUACCUCCUACAUAUCUCUUCUAUCAGCCCUUUCCUCCCUGACCCUACAGUCUUCUUUCUGGCCCUCACUGUCUGUCCUCUAAAUAAUUGCUACAGCCUACUCACUGGCUGCCUGGACCCUUCUCUGUGUCAUGGUUGUCUACAUUGGCAUCAGAGAAUCCAUCCAGAAACUUGCAAUUGGCUAAAGUCCAUACUUCUUCAUAUUUCAAGCUUCCUCUACCUCAUUUCAGACUUCCAAGAUACUAGAUCUUUUAUCCAUACAUACCUCCGCUCAUCCAGUUCCCAACUGCCACUCCACCACUCAAUUCCUCCUCUUGAUAAAAAACAAAUAUUUUUUCCUCUGUCAAGUGUUAUCUCUACUGUGAAACUUUUCUGUACCAGAGUUAGCCACCAUCACACUCAAUCUCCAGCUGUGUUAUUUACCCCUAGAAUAGAAGUUGUUCUGUGGUAUUAAAUGAAUCGAGUGUGUGUUUUGUUCCCUUGAUCUUUAUUUAUUGUGAUCACCUAAUUUAUCUGUGAACUCCCAGUACCCAAUGUUGUGGGCAUGUAGAAUAAUUCAAUAAA
Molecule: messenger RNA, 4476 nt
Organism: Oryctolagus cuniculus (rabbit)
Lineage: Eukaryota; Metazoa; Chordata; Mammalia; Lagomorpha; Leporidae
Source: RefSeq, a predicted model, not a curated record